CACAUAUGAGCCUCGUGGUGCUGCGUUUGGCCCCUAAUUCUGCUUUUGGGGCGUUUCCCGAAAUCCGCCAGGACGGGCUCUCUAGAGGGACGCAGGCACUCUGGAUUUCGCGACGACCCCGGGCACAGGGUUUCGCCCGGCGAUAUCCCGCUGUCUUCAGUACAAAGGGGGAUUCCUGGCGGGGACAGCGGGAUACCUCGGGUGGGGUCACCCGCGGAAGCGGGAUUCGGCGCCGGGGGGCAUCGCAGGCAGCGGAUGUCGGAUCCAUGCACUGAUCCAUUUGGUUUAAAUCCGCAAGGCUUCCGACAGUUCCGAGCGAUCAGGCCCGAACACAAUUGCACCUCGUUGACGAACUUCACAACACCGUGUGUGCGCUGAGGGAAUCACGACUUCAAAUUUGUUCACCGCUCUGAGAUGGCUUCCUCACCCAAGGCGUUGCGAAUUUGCAAUACCGAACCUUUAGUAUUUCACCAAGCUGACGAUGUAUGUCAUUUAGUCUGGCAUGUACCGGAACUUAUUGAGCGCAUCGCCAGCUUCGCGCCCAACAAUGAGAUGGCCCUGACUCUGCGCCCAUUGAACAAGACAUUCGCGAUGGUGCUAUCCUCUCCCGAGCACAAGCGGGUGCGGGCAUCGCAGCCGCUUCCCGCCCACGGCUACAGCAGCCUGCCCACUGCCGCCAUCCAACAGUGGCCCUUCGCGCAGCGCCAGCAGCUCGUGUGCGACGCAGCUCGCAGCGGCAGUCUCGAAGCUGUGGAUGCGGCGCUGGCGGCGACGGGGGUGCGCCGUGGGGGUUGGCUACUGGCGGCCGCUGCCGAGGCGUCGGAGCCAGGCGCUGCCCUGCGGCUGUGCCAGCAGCUGGCGGCCCGGGGCUGGCUGGUGGAGGACUGGGCCGCAGACAGGACAACCCUACACGCAGCCGCCGCAGCCGGCAACUCGGACGUGUGCAAGUGGCUUGUGUUGGAGCGGAACUGCAUUCCACAGCGCUACAUGCAGGUGGUGUGCGCAGCCGCCGAGGCCGGGCACGUGGCCGUCGUGGCGGAGCUGCUGUCGCUGUGCCCGACGCGCCACAAGCCGGACAUGCACGCACAACAUCUACUGGUAGCGGCAGCUCGCGGAUACAAGGCUGCGGACUUCACGCGCCUGUGGAAAGAGUGCAUGGACAGGGCCUGGGAGGAACUCCGACAGCAACAGCAGCGGCAGCAGGAGACGGACGAGCUCGACGUGUUCUCUGUCCAAUUCCCCAAUGGCCUCUGGCUGGACAUCAGUUCAGCAAUGAAGCCGAUCAGUGAAGUGCUGGCUAACCCGCUGGCUGACCCGCUGGGGUCCCUAGGCAUGUUGAGCAUGCUGGAGGCCGCGGCGGGCAGCCCCACGCCCUGCUGGCUGGACAAACUGGAUGUGCUGCUGCAGCUGCCCUCUGGUGAUGAGGCUGCUGCUGCGGCGGCGGCGAGUGGAGGAGAGCUAUUGGCUCAACCGGGCUUGCUGUCCCGUGUCUUUGCUGCAUCCUUGUCGGCGCCAGACGGGCUGGCCCGCGUGCGGCUGCUGUGGGAGCAGCGCAGUUGGCGGCUGACCAAGUGGACCAAUUCACAGCUGGUGGCUGCGGCGGGGGCGCGCGGCGACACGGCCGCAAUCAGCUACCUAUUCAAUAAGCUGAGGGCGGUGACAGCAGCGCCCUUCCACCCUGCUGCUAUGACGCUGCGGCGGCCGGCGGAGGGCGGCCACCUGCCGGUGCUGCAGCUGUUUGCGUCGCACGGCGCGCGCUGCACCUGCGACAUCUUUGUCGACAUGGCGGGGGCCGCGGCGAAAGGAGGGCACGUCCACAUCCUGGACUACCUCCUGUGCAAGGAGGCACCGCCGCACUUCAUCCGCGGGGAGCCUGGGUCCUGGGCAGACGUGCGUGCUAAAGCACUGCGGAGGGCGCUGGAGCUCGGAAUUGAGCACGGCCACACCAGCGUUGUGCGGUUCUUGCACGAGCUGGGUGCACGGUUGCCAGCCUCUUCAGGCUGGUCGUGUGUGUGGAGACGAGCCGGCCGCGCGGGCAACCCGGCAUUGCUGGGGCUGCUGGUGGAGCUAGGCUACCCGAUUGACAGGGAGGAGAGUGUGUACUGCGAAGCCCGCCGCGACGUGGCCAUGAUCCGGGCGCUGGCACGGCUGCGGUUCUGCGGCGACGACUGCCUUACCAGCCUGGAGUUGCUGCUGGAGGACCCGGCUGUACCACUGGACGAGCUGCGGUGGCUGCUGGAGGGAGACGGCGGCGGUGGAGAGCCAGGUGGUGAGGGCGGUGCCGGAGGGCCGUCAGGCGGCCAGGCGGCCCGGGCACCCGAGCCCGGACCUGCGGCGCGACGGGUUCUGCGGGACGAGAGGGUGUGGGAGUGGAUGCUGGAGGCGGUAAGGCGGCGGGGCCAGGGGGAGGCCGCAUUGGUGGUGGAGGCCUGGCUGGAGGGCUGGUGGCGCGCCAACAAGGACUAAGCGCACUCAGAUUGGGACUGAAGGCCUGCGGUAUGUGCCAGGGUGGUCUGUGGCGCGGCACAGGGUGGUCUGUGGACGGGUCGUAGCGCCAUGGCGGCCGUGAACUGAGUUCCAGGACAAGGCAGUUUCAAAACGCGAACUUUCACUUUCCCAAUUGCUGCGAUGAUGUUAUGGACUUGAAACUUGUGAGCUCACGUUUCUGAGGUCUCGUCACUUGUGAGCUCACAACAAGACCGGCGGCAACAUCUUGAGGUGAUGUUGGGAAGGCGCGAUGGUGCUACUGUAUGUUUUGUGUGUGGGUAUGUUGAUAUGUGUGUGCGUGAGGUGACCUUGUAGGACUGUCCCUACCCGCCACGACCCGCCGGCAUGUGUGAGCAUGCCAUCGGCGUCGUUGCCAUGCAUGGACCAAAGGCCGAUGCUUUCCUUUGCUCUCCCGCUUUGUUACUGACGACAUCGGCGCAUACGCAUGCCGGUAAUUAAUCAAUUCUUGCGUGCUGAAACCGUUCAGGGGGGUAACUUGCAUGCGUUCCUGCGCGCGUUGCUCACGGCUGAGGGCAGACAAUCAGGUACGAUGGAAUCUGGUGCGGUAUUCAUGCAUUGUGCGAGCCCGAGUGGCGCAUCCUGAUGUACGCUUGCAGGGGUCAACGGGUUUAGGAAUUGGCUGCAUGGCAGGAACCUGCUGCGACUGAUGGUAUGGCCUUGAAACGUGUAAGCUCACGCUUCU
Chlamydomonas reinhardtii is the source of this 3190-nucleotide messenger RNA. RefSeq lists its product as uncharacterized. Gene Ontology annotation, molecular function: glycerophospholipase activity. The record is from RefSeq and is a predicted model, not a curated record. NCBI's taxonomy places the organism in Eukaryota, Viridiplantae, Chlorophyta, Chlorophyceae, Chlamydomonadales, Chlamydomonadaceae. Gene Ontology annotation, cellular component: endoplasmic reticulum; membrane; cell periphery. Gene Ontology annotation, biological process: sphingolipid catabolic process; ceramide biosynthetic process. The coding region runs from base 592 to 2466 and encodes 624 amino acids. The transcript is spliced from 2 exons.